AUCGAAUGGUUGAACUAUUAAAAUUUUUAGAGAAAAAACAAAAAGGAACAUAUUCUUUGUGAUUUGUGAUGCACAUGAAAGAUUCUGUGGUUAAGAAAUUCAAAUAAGAAAACGUUAUAAGUUGAAUGUUGAUAAUUAAUUAAAAGUCAAAUAAACAAUUGAAAAAGCUGUGAAAGAAUGAAUACUCCACGUUCAACACCGUUUCUUUCAAGAAAACUAAGAAGGGAAAAAACCAACCUUUCUGAUGAUGGUUCUGAAAAAACAAAAGAGCCGGUCCGAGUCUUUUGUAGAUUACGUCCUUUGAAAGACAACGUACAAGAUGAAUCGUGCAUUACAUUGGUUUCUCCCACAGCAUUAUCUCUUAAUUCUCCUGUUGAUCCCAAAUAUGUUGCACAAAAAGAAAUUCACUGUCAUUUUAAACAAAUAUUCACUUCCUAUGCCACCCAGAGAGAAGUAUUUGAUUUUGUUGCUAUGCCCCUGCUUCAAGAUUUGUUUAAGGGUAAAAAUUCUUUAUUGCUCAGCUAUGGCGUAACUGGUUCUGGAAAAACUUACACUUUGUCUGGAGCAUCAUCUGAUCCAGGAAUUGUACCACGUAGUAUUCACACAAUAUUCAAUACGAUAGAAGGAAUUCAAGCACCUAAGUUCACUAUUAAGCCUGAUAAAAUGAAUGGUUUUUCAAUUCAGUCUGAAGAUGAGGCUGCUCAAGACAGAUUAUUAGAAAGCAAAAUCAAGUCCAAGAGUCUGAGAGAUAAAACUUCCAGGAGGGUAAUUGGGGAUGAAUAUCAGUAUGUAAAUGAUGCAAAAAAUAUAUUUGACAUUGAUGAAAGUUGCUCUUAUGCUGUGUUCGUUAGCUAUACAGAAAUAUACAACAACACUGUAUAUGAUUUAUUAGAGGAAUCAAACACUAAGAGUUUACAACCAAAGAUAUUAAGGGAGGAUGCACAGAAGAACAUGUAUGUUAUUGGAGUCACUGAAGUUGAAGUUAAAUCUGCCGAUGAAGCAUUUGAAGUUCUUAGUACAGGUAUGAAGAAGAAAAGAAUGGGUUUUACCCUCCUUAACUCAGAGUCUAGUCGCUCUCAUUCAGUUUUCAAUAUUCGUUUAGUUCAAAUAGAGCAAAUUGCUCAUAAUAGUGAUGGUGUAGCUAUUAUUCCAGAUUCUAAUCUUAUAAAAGUGUCUCAAUUGAGUUUAGUUGAUUUGGCUGGUUCCGAAAGAACAAAUCGUACCCAGACUACAGGAAUGAGAUUGAAAGAAGCUAGCAGGAUAAAUAACUCUCUUAUGAACUUGAGGAACUGUUUGGAAGUUCUAAGGGAAAAUCAGCUUACAGGUUCUAAUAAACUGGUACCAUAUAGAGAUAGUCGGUUGACUUUCCUCUUCAAAAGCUUCUUCGAAGGAUCUGGAAAGGUUGAAAUGAUUGUUUGUGUGAAUCCUUCUAUUAAUGAUUAUGAAGAGAACUUACAAGUAAUGAAGUUCGCUGAAAUGACUCAAGAUGUCAAAAUUAAACAAUCUAUACGUAAAGAUACUCCAUAUCCAAGUAAAAAAGGCAAAAAAAUAUUUAAUACACCUGGAUCAAUAAGUAAGACUAAAAUUACUUCAUCCUUUGUAUUGCAGAAAAUACCAAUGUUCAGUUUCGAUCCCAAUCAUUUCAUUGAGAUGGGAGAGACAAUAGAUGAUAUUGGAAAAAUCCUGAAACUAAGAAGCUCAAAAAUUGAAACUUACUUUUCGGAAUUGAAUAAUAAAGAGAAACAUUUCAGGAAAAGACUGUGUGGUUUGAACGAAGGCAACAUCUUGAAUAUCACUGAAUUAAAGAGUACAAGAGUAAUAAUCAAAAAACUCGAAGAACAGUCUACCAAUUUGAAGAAUAAAAUGUGCGACUUGGAGAUUACGAAAAAUAAACUGGCUUCAAAAAAUGUUGAAUUGCAGGAUGUUAUCAGAUCUUUGAAGCAAACAAUAGAGGAAAAAGAUCUGAGAAUAAAUCAGAAAAUAUUGGAAAAAGAAAAAGAGAAGGAAAAGUUCUUUAUAGCUAAUGAAAAGAUGUCUCAGGAACUAGACAACAAACUGAGGAAGCAACGAGAACAUUUGCAUGCAUCAAUGCAAGCUAAGGAUAAUAAAUUGAAAAGAGUCAGAGAAAUUUUGGAGAGCGAUGAACAAUUAGCAGCACAGGAAGAAAAAGAGAACAAAGCAAAAGAAGUUGAACCAGAGAUUUGCACUCGGGACGUACAUCAGAUCUAUUCCCCGCCCAAACAAGAUAUCCAAAGGAAAAACUUACAAACACCUGGAGGAAGACACAGACGUUCUAGAUCAGCAGGAGAGGUGUGGCUUGAACAUAACUCCAUAAAACCUGUACCGCUUGGUACAGUUUUGCAGCCUUCUGUGAAGAAACGCAAAUCUCUUUCAAAACUCACCAAAGCCAGUGAUAUAACAAAUCCUAAUCAGAGUAAAUAUUGUCUUAUUGCUCAAGACCAAGAUACAGAAGGAGAAAUCGAAACCAAAGUGUACAAAGGUGAUAUAGUUCCUACUUGCGGCGGGGGUGCUCAGGUCAUUUUUAAUGAUGUAGAACUUUUGAAACAAAAGAGUCCAACGGCUACACCAUAGAUUUUUUUUUAAGUGUUAUAUUGUUUAUGGCUUUAGCAUAUUGUUCCUUUAUUUGAUAGUCUAAUUUAAUACAUUUAUAGUUUAUUCAAUCCAAAAUGAUUGGUUUAUAUGCAUUGUAUUUUUUAUUUGACUCAUUUUGACAAAUAUUCCAACAUUUGAUAUUAAAAGUGUGUGAUAAUGUAGGAAACAGAACUUCAACUGUUUUUAUUUAGAAAAGAAAUUUUAUUUAUCUCUAGAAUUAACAUUGAGUAGUAUAUUUUUAGUUGGAAUCGGGUCUCAAACUAUAGCAAUUAUAUAUUUAUAUUUGCUUGGAA
Messenger RNA from Harmonia axyridis, 2906 nucleotides. Its product is annotated as kinesin-like protein KIF23. Gene Ontology annotation, cellular component: nucleus; microtubule; kinesin complex. The transcript has a single exon. NCBI's taxonomy places the organism in Eukaryota, Metazoa, Arthropoda, Insecta, Coleoptera, Coccinellidae. Bases 178 to 2592 code for a protein of 804 amino acids. Gene Ontology annotation, biological process: microtubule-based movement. Gene Ontology annotation, molecular function: ATP binding; microtubule motor activity; ATP hydrolysis activity. The record is from RefSeq and is a predicted model, not a curated record.